GCGUCACAAAUUAGCUCCUAUCGCUGGUGCGGCGCCGCGCUAUAUCUAGUUUGCAGGCCAUCUAGCUAUAUUUUAGUCACUUUGCCCCACCUUUGAUGGAUGGUGUCCUACGUGGUCUUACAAGAUUGCUGGGCAUGGCUCCUGAGUCGGGACAAGACUCUCUGUGUUGUGAAAGUCUUGAUGUCUUGCGUUGGCGUGCUCUAGAGCUUCUUGCAUCGGAGUCCUCUGCCCUUGAAGAAGCUGUGCGAUGCUGUAGAGCUGCUGGCGGUGAUGCGCGCAGACUUCUCGGCGACUUUCUGAUCCAAUUCUCUGGAAAGCUCUCCGAGAUACAGUUGCAAGCCGUCGACGACGUGUACAUGGCGGAAGGCUUGAAACCUGUUAGCUUGGAAAACUUGGAUGGCUUCGAGCUCUGGCAUCCACGUUGCAAGGUAUUGAUUUGGAAAGGUGACAUCACCAGACUGGCAACAGAUGCAGUGGUGAACGCUGCCAACGAGGAGGGAAGAGGUUGCUUUCAGCCUAUGCAUCGCUGCAUUGACAACGUAUUGCACCGUGCUGCGGGUCCCAGAUUGCGCAUUGAGUGCACAGAGCACAUGCGCGCGCGGAAGAAGCUGCUGGCCGGGACGCCUCCGCUGGUCACGAAGGCUUACCACCUGCCAUCAAAAGCAGUGCUUCAUGUCACUGGACCUCAGAUCUCUCCAGGCUCUCGUCCUUCUAGUCUUGCUCGCGAGCAGUUGAGGAAUGCCUACACAAGCUGCCUGGAUGCAGCCAAAGAAGCAGGCCUGAAAAGCGUGGCCUUUUGCUGCAUUUCCACAGGCCUAUUCGGUUAUCCUGCAGCUGAAGCGGCUGAUAUCGCAUUGACAGCGGUUUGGAGGCCGAAAGAAAAAUGUGCAAAAACAAAUGGAGCAAAAAGUCGUGUAAAAUACUAUAAUAAGUUAUUCCCCACAUUGCCGUGUGGGGUUCUUGUUUUUUUGCUGCACCUCCUCGUUCCUCCUCCGCUCCUCCUCCUCCGCCUUCCUCCUUCCUCCUCCUCUCUCACACAAAUCAUCUCUCACACAACAUCACUCACACAACAUCUCUCACACAACAUCUCUCACACAACAUCUCUCACAACAACAUCUCUCACAACAACAUCUCGCGCGCAACAUCACUCACACAACAUCCCACACGCAACAUCUCGCACACAACAUCACUCACACAACAUCUCUCACAACAACAUCUCACACACAACAUCACUCACACAACAUCCCACACACAACAUCUCGCACACAACAUCACUCACACAACAUCCCCAACAACACAACAUCUCACACGCAACAUCUCCGACCGGUACCAUUUGCGGGCUGUGUGCGGCGCUUGCUGCUUGCCAAGGGGUCGGAUGUACGCCCUGGCGUUGUCUGGCGCCGGCUGGGCACCGGCGCUUUGCCGGUAGCAUUUGCUUGCCGUGA
Molecule: messenger RNA, 1445 nt
Organism: Durusdinium trenchii
Lineage: Eukaryota; Dinophyceae; Suessiales; Symbiodiniaceae
Source: the annotation of a GenBank genome assembly